GAGGUACGGAGUAAGCACUUGUCAAAAAGGAUGGAGGGGUAGUCAACGGCCUUAACUGUAAUCAUUCUAGCCCGCUUCUUCCUGUCGUAUCCGCUCCAGGAUCAAGAUAGAUUUAUAUUGCACUUCUUGCCCACGUAUAAUCCAGACAUUUCACAUAGAUCCAACAAAGCUUCCGUACGAACAAGAUGUCCCUCGGACGUACCUUCAAGCUCAACUCCGGCUACGAAAUCCCUGCCGUUGGCCUGGGUACCUGGCUGUCCAAACCUCAUGAGGUCGAAGACGCAGUCGAAGUGGCUCUGCGAACAGGAUAUCGUCAUAUCGACGGUGCCCCUGUCUACCGGAAUGAGAACGAGGUCGGGAGGGGCUGGAAGAAAUCGGGCGUGCCUCGAGAGCAGAUCUUCUUGACUAGCAAGCUCUGGAACACGCACCACCGCCCCGAGCAUGUGGAGGAGCAACUCGACAAGACCCUGAAAGACCUCCAGACCGAUUAUCUGGAUCUAUACUUGAUCCAUUGGCCAGUGGCUUUCGAGUAUGCCGGGGAAGAGCUGAAGCCUGUUGAUCCGGUCACCAAGCGUUUCAAGUUGGCCAAAGUCCCUAUCGGCGAUACCUGGAAGGCCAUGGAGAAGCUUGUCAAGUCAGGCAAGGUCCGUAGUAUCGGAGUGAGCAACUUCACCCAGGAACAUCUCGACGAGCUCCUCCAGACCGCGGAGAUCCCGCCAGCUGCCAACCAGAUCGAGGCGCAUCCCUAUCUGCUACAGCCCGAGUUGAUUCAGUAUCUCAAGGACAAGGUAGACGGUUUCUAUCCUUUGCAGUACUUUUUGUUAUGUGGAUUGAGCACCCCUGACCAGAUACAGGAUAUCCUACCUAUCGCAUACAGUCCUCUUGGCAACAACCUUGCCGGCCUUCCGCGUGUCAUCGACGACCCUUUCAUCAAACAGCUAGCCAGCUCGCUGAACCAAGACCCCGCCACAUUGUUGAUCUCUUGGGCCGUGCAACGUGGUACUGCCGUGCUAUCCAAGAGCGUGACACCAUCUCGGAUUGAGAGCAACUUUCAGGAUGUCAUCCUUCCCGAGCACAUCUUCGAAACUCUAAACAGGCUGGAUCGCCAUUUGCGGUACGGAUUUCCGUUCCAGUGGGGCCUGGACGUCUUCAAGGAGGUGGGCGCAGAGGAGACCGAGAGGCGAGCGGAGGAGUUUGCCGCGAAACAACGACAGCAGUCAUAAGCUCCCCCCCUCGGUUUAGUUUCGGGAGGUCUGUGAUAUAUAUAGCGCCACUGACAGUAUCCCCCUAUGAUGGCAUAUACUUCUCGAGAGAAAAGUCUACGUGUAACGACCCAACUCACUCUUGUCAGCAACACAUGAGUUGUCUCCAGGAUAGAUAAUGGGUUAGACGUGCAUGAAAAUGCACCCAUGCAUGCAAA
Messenger RNA from Aspergillus brunneoviolaceus CBS 621.78, 1420 nucleotides. RefSeq names its product aldo/keto reductase family protein. The coding region runs from base 186 to 1223 and encodes 345 amino acids. Lineage: Eukaryota; Fungi; Ascomycota; Eurotiomycetes; Eurotiales; Aspergillaceae. The record is from RefSeq and is a predicted model, not a curated record. The transcript has 6 exons. Gene Ontology annotation, molecular function: aldose reductase (NADPH) activity. Gene Ontology annotation, cellular component: cytosol.